Messenger RNA from Lagopus muta (rock ptarmigan), 1946 nucleotides. RefSeq names its product NIPA magnesium transporter 2 (gene NIPA2). The record is from RefSeq and is a predicted model, not a curated record. The transcript is spliced from 8 exons. Lineage: Eukaryota; Metazoa; Chordata; Aves; Galliformes; Phasianidae. Gene Ontology annotation, molecular function: magnesium ion transmembrane transporter activity. Gene Ontology annotation, biological process: magnesium ion transport. The coding region runs from base 521 to 1606 and encodes 361 amino acids. Gene Ontology annotation, cellular component: membrane.
GGGGCUUGUGGGCGCGAGGCGCCGCCCCGCCUCGGGGUCGAGCCGCGGGCUCCGGUGCCGGCGUGCUGGGAGCCGUGUGGGUGAGCAGCCGGGAGGCCCGGGUGGGCCGUGCCUGGCUGCGGUAACGUGUGCGUGCGUGCGUGCGACUGGCGGAGGAGUAUUCGCGGUGCCGCGUUCGUCCCGUGGAGAUGAACGGUUUCGUCCGUGGCUCGUUGUGACGCUGAGUGCCCGGUGAACACCGGCAGAGCUUCCCAACCCGGGCUCGGCUUCGGUGUGAGGUGUGAAGGGAGGUUUUGGGUCUGUUUCCGUUCGGUGAAGAAACCUAACACUGGAGAUACUUAAGAAGCGAAUGCCUCUGGAUUUUGGAACAAAUUGUGAGUUUACAUGGAAGAAAUGCUGUGGCUGUUCUCAGGCUCUCUGACAAACUAAUUUCAAUGUUUCAGUAUUGCAUCACCUCGUGUUGAGUAACAGAAGCUCUACUGUUCAUUGAUCAAUGUGACAGUCCCCAGAAGUUUACGAGAUGAGCCAAGCCCGUGGGAGAUAUGACUUCUGCAUUGGGCUGGUGUUGGCUAUGAGCUCCAGCAUCUUUAUUGGAGGGAGUUUCAUCCUGAAAAAGAAAGGCCUUCUCCGAUUAGCAAGGAAGGGCUCCAUGAGAGCAGGUCAAGGUGGUCAUGCAUACCUUAAGGAGUGGCUGUGGUGGGCUGGACUUCUUUCAAUGGGAGCGGGAGAAGUAGCUAACUUUGCUGCCUAUGCUUUUGCACCAGCUACAUUAGUGACUCCUCUAGGAGCUCUCAGUGUUCUUGUAAGUGCCAUUUUGUCAUCCUUCUUUUUAAAUGAAAAACUUAAUCUACAUGGAAAAAUAGGGUGUUUGCUAAGUAUACUUGGAUCAACCGUGAUGGUAAUUCAUGCUCCACAAGAGGAAGAAGUAGAAACUUUAGAUGAAAUGUCCAACAAACUCCGUGAUCCAGGUUUUGUGGUCUUCGCAACAGUUGUUGUCAUUGUGUCUUUAAUUCUAAUAGUCGUGGUGGGGCCUCGCCAUGGACAGACCAACAUCCUUGUGUACAUCACAAUUUGCUCUGUGAUCGGAGCAUUAUCAGUCUCCUGUGUAAAAGGCCUGGGCAUUGCUAUCAAGGAACUUUUUGCAGGAAAGCCAGUGCUGAAACGUCCCUUGUCUUGGAUUCUGCUGCUAAGCCUUACCGUCUGUGUGAGCACGCAGAUCAACUACUUGAACAGGGCUCUGGAUAUAUUCAACACUUCAAUAGUGACUCCAAUCUACUACGUAAUCUUUACGACGUCCGUUUUAACUUGUUCUGCUAUCCUGUUCAAGGAAUGGCAGCACAUGGCGGCUGAUGAUAUCACUGGCACCUUCAGUGGCUUCCUUACUAUCAUCGUGGGGAUCUUUUUAUUGCAUGCCUUCAAAGAUGUUAACUUCACCCUAGCAAAUUUGCCCGUUUCCUUGCGGAAAGAUGACAGAGCAGCAAAUGGGUCUUUGCUGAGCACGUAUGACUGCUUUAAUCACGAUGAAGAAAGUUCUACCUGCCUAAGUGAAAUACAAUCCACAGAGAGUCUCUCAGCCAGGAGAAAUGGAAGUCUGUCAGCCUUCUGAAAACACCUACUUGUUAAAUAAGAGAAGAACAAUUCUGUAACUCUGGAUUUAUUUCUUUUUCCUGCUGUGAAAUGUCUGAGCUUGUCUGGAACCUCAUGUACUUCUUAACAGUGUGGGUAGACAAUCUUUAAGUUCGGUUAGUUUGGAUCACAAACACUGAAGGGGGUUUUAAUUUGCCUUAUUUUUACUUUACAAAAAUACUAAAAUGACCUCAGACCACAGCUGGUGUUGUUGCUUAAGUUAUGUAAAUACUUUCAUUUCCCUCUUCCGUUUCAAGAUGUAUUGCACUAAUGACAAUUUUAUCCAAAAUAAAUGGCUUUAUUUCUGCAUUGGUGGUAAA